GAUAUUUAGUGAAUGUCCUUUUGAAAACGAUAAUAAAAAAUAUAUUUAUUAUUGUUCUGUAUUUAUAAACGUGUGCCAAACAAUUUUUUGCGAGAAGUGAAAGAUAUGUAAUCAUAACCUCAAACUCUGAAGUGCCAUUGUAAUAAUUUGUGUCAAAAGUGUAAAAGAUGUAAAAAAGUGAAUGGAAUAAUAAUGCGAUUAAACUAUUCAAUGUUACGUUAAGAGCUUAAACUACUACAAAAAUGAAUUACUUAUUAUAUAGAAACAUAACUUGUCCAGUUAUUAGAACUAGUAUUAACCAAUAUAUUACAUUACAAAAAUCAUUUAUUACCCAUGCAAAUCAAACCUUAAAAAGAACAUUUCCCAACUCGUCAUCAAUAUUAUUAUUCAAUCAACGAAACUUUUCAAUAUCUCCUAUCACUCGACAACAGCUUCGAGCUUAUGAUAUAAACACAAAUGUAACAAAAGAUAUAAUUUUAUACAAAUAUGAAAACCCAAGGUUUUUCACAUUGCUGAAUGGUUUUGCUAUUUGCCAAUUUGUGUUCUGGGUUUACUUAGGACACUUUGCUUACACUUGUUUACGAGAUGCUCCUUUGUCGGAACAAGCAGGAGAUGUUGCGUGGUGGAGAAAAAUUAAUUUGGGGGAGAAUAAAUAUAAAAACACUUUGGCUGCACUUUGUGUGAUAUUAGGAUAUGGUAUAUUAGGUGUAUCCUGGGUGUACACAUUAAGAUCUGUCCGAUAUUUGAUAUUGAAAAAAGGUGGAAAAUCCAUCAGCUUGGUCACUUAUAGUCCAGUCGGUAAAAGCAAGAUACUGACAGUGGAUUUAAAAAAUGUAUCUUGCAAUCAACCUAGAGAGCAUUCACUUGUACAAUUACCACUUAAAGUCAAAGAUAAAUAUUUCUAUUAUUUACUUGAUAUGAAAGGUGAAUUUAAAAAUGUUAGAUUAUUUGAUUACACUGCUGGAUUGAAACGCCUCCUGUAAUUGAAUGAAAUUGUAGUUAAAAAACUGUAAA
Molecule: messenger RNA, 1014 nt
Organism: Ctenocephalides felis (cat flea)
Lineage: Eukaryota; Metazoa; Arthropoda; Insecta; Siphonaptera; Pulicidae
Product: transmembrane protein 223-like
Exons: 2
Coding region: 243-983 (246 amino acids)
Biological process (GO): nervous system development
Cellular component (GO): mitochondrion
Source: RefSeq, a predicted model, not a curated record